Molecule: messenger RNA, 612 nt
Organism: Peromyscus eremicus (cactus mouse)
Lineage: Eukaryota; Metazoa; Chordata; Mammalia; Rodentia; Cricetidae
Gene: Spp2
Product: secreted phosphoprotein 2
Exons: 7
Coding region: 1-612 (203 amino acids)
Biological process (GO): bone remodeling
Cellular component (GO): extracellular region
Source: RefSeq, a predicted model, not a curated record
AUGAAGUGGGCCACGCUGCGGACGCUCGUUAUGUUGGUGCUGGGAAUGCGCUACCGGUGUGCCUUAGGUUUCCCGGUGUACGACUUCGACCCUUCCUCCCUGCAGGAAGCCCUCAAGGCCUCAGUGGCAAAGGUGAACUCUCAGUCCCUGAGUCCUUACCUGUUUCAGGAGACCCGGAGCUCCCUGAAAAGAGUCAACGUCCUGGAUGAAGACACCUUGGUCAUGAACUUGGAGUUCAGUGUUCAGGAAACUACAUGCCUGAGAGACUCUGGUGAUCCCUCCUCCUGUACAUUCCGAAGGGGCUACUAUGUGCCCACAGCUGCUUGCAGGAGCACCGUGCAGAUGUCCAAGGGACAGGUGCAGGAUGUGUGGGCUCACUGCCGCUGGGCCUCCGCAUCUGAUUCCGACAGCAGUGAGGAGAUGACUUUUGGGGACAUGGCAAGAUCCUACAGACGGAGAAAUGAUUAUCUGCUUGGUUUUCUUUCUGAUGAGUCCAGAAGCGAACGAUUCCAGGACCGGUCACUCGAGAUGGUGAGAAGGGGACAUCCUCUUGCAUAUAGAAGGUUCCAGAACCUCCAUCAUAGAGCAAGAAUAAAUUCUGGCUUCGAGUGA